UUUUGCCACACUUGGAUCUAGCACCAGAAGUGGGGGGGGCCCGCCCCUACUUUCUGAUGGGAUCCAGCUGUUGUGCGGGGGGGAGACUGGAUCCUUUUGGGGGCGUAAGUGUGCAUUGCUAAAUCGUCUUGGUCCAUUACGGAGGAAAAGGGUCUUUCCUGUUCAGCAACCUGGACCGGGGGACUGACAUCCUGGUGCGGUGGUCUGAGGGGGGUGGAGGGAGUUCCACCACUGGACUUGAAGGAGCAUUUUUAAGGGUCGUCGAAGGAGCUGCAAAGGAAAAGCAGAGACAUGUUUUGUGACAAGCGUUCCUCCAAGCUGUCCUCCUCUGCAAGGAUGUUGGCAGCUCUGCUAUUUAUUCUGCUGGGGAUCCACGCAGCACACGGACAGCAGACGUGCACAGACGGCUUCACGUUCGAGCGCAGGACGAGACAGUGCAUAGAUGUGGACGAGUGUCGCACGCUGCCCGACGCCUGCAGGGGGGACAUGCGCUGCGUCAACCAGAACGGGGGCUACCUGUGCCUCCCCCGGGGGCUCUACAACCAGCCUUUCAGGCCAGACCCCCCCCAGGUGCCGCAGGUGCCCGCGUCAGCCGGUCAGAGCGAGAGCUUCCAGCCCGCCCCCCCGCAAAGGUCUGCGGAGCCCAGUUACCCCCAGGUGAGCUACCCGGUACCGUGCAUCCUGGGAUACACGCUGGCGGACGACGGCACCUGCAACGACAUCGACGAGUGCGAGACCAACUCCCACCACUGUAACCCCACCCAGGUGUGCAUCAACACAGCGGGGGGCUACACCUGUUCUUGCACUGAAGGCUUCUGGCUGAUUGGGGGUCAGUGUCAAGAUAUUGACGAGUGUCGCUAUGGUUACUGCGAGCAGCUUUGCGCCAACGUGCCCGGCUCGUAUUCCUGCUCGUGCAACGCGGGGUUCACGCUCAACCCUGACAACAGGAGCUGCCAAGACGUGAAUGAGUGCGAGGACGAGCCGUGCAGUCACACCUGCUUCAACAACCACGGCUCCUUCAUGUGCAACUGUGACGAGGGCUUCGAGCUGGCGGCGGACGGAACCUCCUGCAUCGACGUGGACGAGUGCAGCUUCUCGGAGUUUCUGUGCCAGCACCGAUGCGUCAACGCGCCGGGGUCCUUCUCCUGCAUCUGCCCGCCCGGUUACUACGUGUACGAGGACGGCAGGAGCUGCGAAGACGUCAAUGAAUGCGAGACCGGUAACAACACCUGUACGACAGAACGAGUCUGUUUCAAUUUCCAGGGAGGCCACACGUGCCUGGCUCCGUUGCAGUGUGCGCCUCCUUACGUUGAAGUAGGAGACAACCAGUGCAUGUGCACCACUGGCAACCCUGCGUGCAGGGACCAGCCCUUCACCAUCCUCUACCGACACAUGGACUUGUCGUCCGGACGCAGCGUGCCCGCCGACAUCUUCCAGAUGCAGGCAACCACGCGCUACCCGGGCGCCUUCUACAUCUUCCAGAUCAAGUCUGGCAACGAGGGACAAGAGUUUUAUAUGAGGCAAACCAGCAACAUGAGCGCCACGCUGGUCCUGUCGCGGCCCAUCAAGGGUCCCAGAGAGGUGGUCCUGGACCUGGAGAUGGUCACGGUCAACAACGUCAUCAAUUUCCGCGGGAGCUCCAUCAUUCGCCUGACCGUAUACGUGUCGGAGCAUCCCUUCUGACGCGUCCACGGCCUUCACGACCGUUUUUGACAUCAUUACAUCUGAAUGGAACGCACCCCGCCCUGCUUUAAUGGACUCUGAGCUUUUAAGGCAGUAAUAUGGACGCUUUGGCGGGAUGCGCGUGGUGUACAAUUUCUGGCAUGACCGUAUGCCGUCGUAUUCUCAGCACCGCCUCAGAUGAGCUGUGAGCGCGACUUUUAUUGUAUCGCCAUCAGUCACAAUAAACGUCUGUAUGAGCAGCAGGCGCUGAAGCCGCUGGAGCUCCUUUUUCUUUGCUUUGCUUUUUACGUCAGUGGCCGUGAUGGAGGAGCUGGUGACAUCAGCCAAGUGCAGAAGCAACUCAAACCCAGCAUCAGUCCAGGAACUACACAUGCCCUGUUGACCUUUUAAAACGCCUUAUUGCCGAUAGUCUACGUGUCAAUCAUUUCACACAAUAGCGAGCAUUGGUCGGUCUACAUGUCAAUUGUACACAGCAGCAGUCAUUGGUCAGUCCACGUCACAUCACAGUACACACAACAGCAGCCAUUUGUCAGACUCCAUGUCAAUUAAACACAGCAAGUCAGUGGUCAGUCUGCCUGUCAAUUGUCAAUCACUGCCGUCAUUAGACAUAACAGCAGGCAUUGGUCAGUUUACAUGCCAGCCGAACAGCAGCAGUCACUGAGCAGUCGACCUGUCCAUCAUUACACAUGACAGUAGUCAAUGGUCAGUCUACAUGUCACUCAUUACGCGCAGCAGCAGUCAUUGUUCAGUCUGCAUGUCAGUUAUACACAGCAAGUCAUUGUUCAAUCUACAUGUCAGUCAUUACACACAGCAGUAGUCAUUGGGCAGUCUACAUGCCAAUCAUUACACAUGACAGCAGUCUCCAGUCAGUCUCCCUGUCAUUCACUACACAUGGCAACAGUCACUGGUCAGUCUAUAGGUCUAUUUGACAGUCAUUGGUCAGUUUACAUGCCAGUCGUAAAACAGCAGCAGUAAUUGGGCAGUAUACCUGUCCAUCAUAACACAUGACAUCAGUCAUUGGUCAGUCUGCACACCAGUCACUACACGCAACAGCAGUCGUUGAUCAGUCUACAUCUCAGCCAGAAUACAAAGAAGCAGUCAUUGGUCAGUCUACACACCAGUCAUUACACGCAACAUCAGUCAUUGGUCAGUCUACAUGUCAGCUAUAACACAAAGAAGUAGUCAUUGGUUAGUCUACAUGUCAGUCAUUGACACAAUCAUUUGACUUAGUCAUUGGUCAGUCUACAUGUCAGCAUAACACAAAGAAGCAGUCAUUGGUCAGUCUACAUGUCAGUCAUUACAACAGCAGUCAUUGAUUAGUCUACAUGUCAGCAUAACACAAAGAAGUAGUCAUUGGUCAGUCUACAUGUCAGUCAUUACAACAGCAGUCAUUGGUCAGUCUACAUGUCAGCAUAACACAAAGAAGCAGUCAUUGGUCAGUCUACAUGUCAGUCAUUACAACAGCAGUCAUUGAUUAGUCUACAUGUCAGCAUAACACAAAGAAGUAGUCAUUGGUCAGUCUACAUGUCAGUCAUUACAACAGCAGUCAUUGGUCAGUCUACAUGUCAGCAUAACACAAAGAAGCAGUCAUUGGUCAGUCUACAUGUCAGCAUAACACAAAGAAGCAGUCAUUGGUCAGUCUACAUGCCAGUCAUUGACACAAUCAUUUGACUUAGUCAUUGUUCAGUCUACAUGUCCAUAUGAACUAUAUCCUGAAUCAUAAUCAUAACGCCACAGAAGACAAAAGUCAUUGCAUGAAAGCAUGUGUCAGCACUUUUUAGGUGACUUCUAUUUUUAGUGCAUGAAGAAUGUCAAAUAGGUCGUUCUGGGUCAUGUUCCAUUAGCGUGGUAUGCGAUUACUAUCAUCUUCGCAUACUUCAACGUUUCCCGU
Messenger RNA from Dunckerocampus dactyliophorus (ringed pipefish), 3574 nucleotides. It is a transcript of the gene fbln5, whose product is annotated as fibulin 5. The record is from RefSeq and is a predicted model, not a curated record. Gene Ontology annotation, molecular function: calcium ion binding. Lineage: Eukaryota; Metazoa; Chordata; Actinopteri; Syngnathiformes; Syngnathidae. The transcript has 11 exons. Bases 292 to 1683 code for a protein of 463 amino acids.